AUGGGUUCUCACGCAGAGGCCCCCGAGCUGGCCCUCGCCAUUCCCACGCCGGACGAGCGCACGGCGACGUGGACGGCCACGCACCCCCACUGGGGCGCCGCCCUCGACCUAGACGUCUACCACCGCCGCGAGCACUUCCUGACGACGGUGCCGCAGUCGCGCAACGGCGGCAUCACGCACUGGAUCCUCACAGACCCCUCGGCCGCCCCCGGCGCCCGCCCCGUGCUCUCAUCCUGCGAGUCCAUCCGCAAGCGCUGCCUCGUCGCGAGCCCCGACGGCACCGUCCGCGAGGGCGUCACCCACGGUAUCACCUCCGUCUUCACCGAGCCCCGCUACCGCGGCCACGGCUACGCCUCCAAGAUGAUGAAGCUGCUGGGCCCCCACCUCGCCACCUGGCAGGGCCGCGCCCUCGGCCCACCGGACUCCUUUCUCGCCCUCGGCCGCCUCCGGCCGCGGGCUGCGUCGGAGCCCUCAACGCGAGGUCGCCUUCUCCAUCCUCUUCUCCGACAUUGGCAAGACCUUUUACGCCAAGAGCGGCUGGCCCGCCUACGAGUCGGCCCACCUGUCCUUCCCGCCAGCCGCGUCGGCUUCUCCAGACACCGAGACGAAGCCGUCGCCCUCGCCGUGCUCUGCUCCCUCGACGAGCAGCUGCUGCGCGCGCAGCUGGCGCGUCCCACCUCCGACAGCCGCACGCGCGUCGCCCUGAUCCCGGACCUCGACGCCACGCUCUGGCACCUGAUGCGCGAGGACUUUAUGACGACGCACAUCUUCGGCAAGACGCCGACCAUCCGCGGCGCCGUCUUCGGCGCGCCGGGGAACCGCGUCUGGGCCGUCUGGACGCGCGGCUACUACGGCGGCCUCAAGAAGCCCGAGGGCAACACGUUCCACAUUCUGCGCGUCUCCAUCGAGGACGAGGACGCGGCCGAUGAGGCGUACCUCGCCGAGGCCAUGAGCGCCAUCAUCGGGCUCGCGCGGGAAGAGGCCGCUGCGUGGAAGGUGAACAAUGUCGAGCUGUGGAACCCGACGGCGAAGCUGCGGGCUGCCAUUGACAGGGCGGGGUUGCCACAUGAGUUUGUCGACAGGCAGGACACGAGCAUCGCGUGUCUCAUGUGGUAUGGUCAUGGCGAGGUUGAUUGGGUUGCCAACGAGAAGUUUGGUUGGUGUUAG
Verticillium dahliae VdLs.17 is the source of this 1167-nucleotide messenger RNA. RefSeq names its product lysine acetyltransferase. The record is from RefSeq and is a predicted model, not a curated record. The coding region runs from base 1 to 1167 and encodes 388 amino acids. The transcript is spliced from 2 exons. NCBI's taxonomy places the organism in Eukaryota, Fungi, Ascomycota, Sordariomycetes, Glomerellales, Plectosphaerellaceae.